AUAUAUUUUAGUUAGCCUAUUCAAGAAGAUGUGCUUACGGUGGACAGAAAUAAUGAUCUUGCUGACAGUUGGGAACCAUUAUUAUUUCAUACUGACAGGUCGGAUGAAUGUUUUUAUUUUCCUGAUGGGCUUUUUCAAUUUCCACACACCGGAGACUAGUUUAAACAAACAGAUUAUAAUUGUGAAAUGAAAUUCACAUGUAAAAUGAAGCUUGAACGUUACGAGUCUUCUCAGUUUCACUGUCGAAAGUGAGCUGCUUAUCAAUCUUUUAGUUAAAAAUACAUGCAGCGUAUACUAUUACCUUUGAUCUUGUUUGAAAAUUGUUUGUGAAAAAAUAUAUUGAAUAUACAAUUUUAAAUUGCCUUAAUUGAAAUGGAAUCUCGACGGGAGGAUAAUCCGUGGAAGCAAAAAUCAAGGAUUGAGUUGAUCGCUUUUUCAGACAUUAUUGUUGCAGUGGUGGGAGUUAUCUAUUCAACUUAUAGAAUGUUCACAUUUUACUGGAAUUUAGAAACUCAGGAUGUAACGGAAUGGGUUAAGCAUCCUUUGCAUUUUCCAUUUUACGUGUUUCUUUGGGUGGUUGUGCUCCUGUUAUACGGAUUUCAAAUGGGAACAUCAUUUGUCCUGUACAGUGCGAUUGACCAGGAAGCCACAGAAUCAGAUCCAUACAUUUCCGUGCAGAAAUGUAACUGUUGGCUGCGUUGUUCGCGAGUUUUGCUUGGAGUGAUUGUUAUCAAAUUGUGUCUUCAACCAGUCAUAAUGAGUGUUGGAAAGUUCUAUAACGUUUACACAAUUGUCUUUGGAUUUAUAGAGCUACUUUUCAGAUGUGCAGCUAUUUUUGCAGUAAAAGGAUUCAUUCAAGACCUGCAACAGUGAAAUUAUUAUUCAUAAUAAAAUGCUGGCAGUAUUUAUUUAUGUUUACACAUGUGCAGAGUAAAAUAAAAUUGGAAUAUAUAAA
Molecule: messenger RNA, 955 nt
Organism: Folsomia candida
Lineage: Eukaryota; Metazoa; Arthropoda; Collembola; Entomobryomorpha; Isotomidae
Exons: 4
Coding region: 373-873 (166 amino acids)
Source: RefSeq, a predicted model, not a curated record